Molecule: messenger RNA, 726 nt
Organism: Aspergillus tubingensis
Lineage: Eukaryota; Fungi; Ascomycota; Eurotiomycetes; Eurotiales; Aspergillaceae
Product: phosducin family protein
Exons: 4
Coding region: 1-726 (241 amino acids)
Biological process (GO): protein folding
Cellular component (GO): cytoplasm
Source: RefSeq, a predicted model, not a curated record
AUGCAAGUCGAAGUCAACCCUAACGAGGAUACCGAAUGGAAUGACAUCCUCCGCAAACAUGGCGUUAUCCCCGAGAAGCCCCAAGAUCCCGAACCUCUCAUUCAAGAAGCCCUUGUCGAGGCAGAGCGCAAGGCAUAUGAAAAUAGACUAGAAGAUAAGGAUUUGGACGAGUUGGAUGCACUGGAAGAUGAAGAAGAUGAGGAUUUCCUCGAACAAUACCGUCAAAAACGAUUCGCGGAAUUGUCUACACUCCAGCAAACUAGUAUUCAUAACCAAGUAUACCCCCUACAAAAAGUCGAUUACGCGCGCGAGGUGACCGAAGCCUCGAACAAAUGCUUUGUGCUCGUUCAUCUGAGCUCUUCAGGCGCCAAUGUCGAAUCGCAACGGUUGACCGAAUUAUGGCGGCAAUUAGCGGCAAAGUUUGGUGACAUAAAGUUUUGUGAGAUUCGAGGCAACAUGUGCAUCGAAGGUUAUCCGGAAAGAAACACCCCCACUAUCUUGGUGUACAGAAAUGGCGAGAUCAUGAAACAGCUCAUAACCUUGCGGGAGAUGAAGGGGCCAAGGACUACUGUUGAAGAUCUGGAGAAGAUGCUCUUGGAAUUAGGUGCCGUCAAAGAAAGCGAUGUCCGUCUGAAGAAAAGGUCGGACUCUUCGGAAGAUGAACGCCCAUCCAAGCUGAAGUCCUCGAGGCCCACAGUGGAAGAUGACGACGAUGACUGGGAUUAA